Molecule: messenger RNA, 5178 nt
Organism: Pomacea canaliculata
Lineage: Eukaryota; Metazoa; Mollusca; Gastropoda; Architaenioglossa; Ampullariidae
Product: zinc finger protein 628-like
Exons: 4
Coding region: 678-2369 (563 amino acids)
Cellular component (GO): nucleus
Source: RefSeq, a predicted model, not a curated record
AGGAUAAUGCAUGUAGUCACGUGUUUCUGUGCGUCUGUGUUUCCCGUAGUGAAAGGUCGGCAUGAUGGCGAGUUGUCCACAGGAGAAGCAGACAUGUUCUUGUAUUUCGAUGUAGGCUGUUAGUGGCCUGCACCUUGCCUGUAGGUCUAUGCUAGGUCUGUGCACACAAGCGUACUGUACCAGCUUGCCUCUCCAAAUAUCGGCCUCCAGCCGCCCACUCCGCUCCUUGCCUCUUGAUGCCAGCCUGAGUCACUGACGUCAGCGAGGGAGCGAGCGAGAGAGGGAGGCCAUGAGUUUUUGCGGUCCACGUGUCAGCAAAUUGUCGUGUAGAUGUAGAAGCUCCAUUGAUUUCAAAGAUCUCCAGGCACGUGGCAGGUGAAGCAAAGGCGGACAGCAAAAGGAGGAGGCUGUGCCUAGUCGUGUACAUGGCAGUCAGUGUGGGCCCACUGGGUAGGGGAGGACGUCCCCCUUGGCCGUCCCCACCCAUGCCCCGCCCGCCUGUCAUGUCGCGGCGAAGCCGUCUCCGCCGCCAGACAAGAGCAGGAGAUGGCGCUCUGCUGCUGCCGCAGCUUCUCGUGUGUUUGCAUGGCGCCUGCUUUGUCAGGCUAGUGCUGGUGGCUACCAUCCGAUGCUUGUGAGGUUGACCCUUUUCACUCGCUGCUCGCACCGACUGCCGGAUGGCGACGGCUACCUUUGAGACAAAAAUUGUGGCCGAUGCACCACUGCGUGCAGUGACAUGCCCCUUUGGAGUAAGGGCCGCCGUUUCAGCACCUGUCCGCCACUUAGCAUCCUCGCCCGCCUGCCUGGUGCACACGGUGGCUGCAAAACAGGGCUCCCCAGCCCACCAUACCUGCAGCUCUCCCUUUAGGCAGCGGGCUUUUGCAACAGUAAUGGAGGACGCUGCUUCAGCAGGAGAGAGAAGCACAUACACACCUGUUAAGCUGCCGCCCUCCGCCGCAUGUCCUCGUCCUCAUCGCUGCGACAUCUGUCAACGGUCCUUUCGUGAGCUGGCCACACUGCGCAAACACGAGCAACUGCAUCGUGCUGACCGCCCCUACGUCUGUCAGACCUGCGGCAAGUCCUUCCUGUGGUCAUCCAACCUUAAGGUUCAUGAGCGCGUGCAUACUGGCGAGAGACCGUACAAGUGCAAGAUCUGUCAUCGGUGUUUCACUCAGUCCAACGACCUCCGGCGCCACGAGAGGAACGUGCACAUGCGCGGUAAGAUUUACGGCUAUAAGCACGGGCCUGUGGGCGCUGGGCGUGGUGUGCCGGCCUCCGGGGUGGGCUCGCACGUCAACUUAGCCGCUUACCAGGCCUUUGCCAUGCAGCAGCGAGCUUUGCUGCAGCAAGCCUUAACUUACGAGAGCUACCUCCAUACCGCAUCUGUCUCCCAAGCGCAGAUGUUUUCCCAACCUCCGCCAGCCCCUCUCGUGCCGACAAAGACCUCGGAGGGUGUGCCCAUGUGCUUGCCAGGCAGCACGAGCACCUGCAGCGUGACGUCAGCUGUACCCGAGCGUCGUGACAUACGAAGGUCACCCAUAAAACUGGAACAGGUCACGCCACCCUCCACCCCGGGUGACUCGGAAGGUGGACAUGGAGAUAAGCGCGCUGUGACGGCCACCCCUUCUCACGUCUCAGACAGUGUGCACAGCCCCGCCGGCUCCCGCUACCCCGCCAUGUCCGGCCCAACACCCAUGGCCGCUCACUCGCCUCUCCACUCUCCUCCGGCACUCAUCUCUGUUGGGGGCCAAUACCAGAGGAAGGAAAACCACGCCCCUGUGCACCAGUCUCCACACCACUCGCCACAUCACAUGUCGCCUCACGCACCCUCCGGUCCUCUUCCAUCAUUCAGUAGCUUUAGACAGCUACCUCGAAGCUCCUCAGAGUAUGAGACAGAGCAAGGACACACUCCAAACUCGAUAAGCAUGAUGGAAAAUAUGAGAGGAGUCGACGGCGAGGACGAGAGAGACAAGUACCCAUGUGACAGCGUCAUGGAUCUCAGCAUCAACAAGACCCCGGAGUCCAGCUUGGACAAGCUGCGCAGGGACCGCAAUAUGCCGACACCCAAGACCCCCAGCAGCGAAUCAGAAUGCGAGGGUAAGCGAGAUGUGACUACUACAUCAGCCACACCUGUAGCAGAUAACGGCAUCCACCACUGCCAACACUGCAACAUCUUCUUCUACGACUACACCAUGUACCAUCUGCACGAAAGCCUGCACUUGCCCUACGCUGAUUAUCCCUUCCGAUGCCCAUCUUGUGGGAAGCACUGCCAAGACCGCAUCGAGUUUAUGUUCCACACGGUGUGGCAUGUCAAGUACCCGCACACCAUCCCCAACUAUCAACCUUUCAAGGAGAGCUUUAUCUCAUAAAUCGUUUACUCUCUGUCAGCCGCCGCGUGUCCGUCAGGGCCAUCAGUGGCUGUGAAGUGCUGUCUGCACCGUUUUGCUGGCGUCCGUAUCUACCUCAGUGUAUAACGGGUGACAUUUUCCUACCUGUAGCUUCUGCAGCUAUUCUGUCCUACCAGGUGCUGCUGUCAAAGCUGCCUGUCUUACUGGGACUACACUAGUCGUAGCUACCUACACUAGUGGCCCCAAAAAGUUGUGUCCUUUUACGUGUCUUCUGUUGACAUUUUAUCUAGAGUAUACCUCUUUAAGACAGACACGGGUCGUUUAACGGAGAGAGGCGGAUGCUUUGUGUGUCUAAGUUGCGAAACUAAUGUUACACAUCAUAAAAGUCCUCACAUUUUUGCAUAAAAGGAUGAUUGUUUUGCUCAGUUAGUAUACAAGAAAUUUUGUCAUGUUUGCGUGUUUAGAUGAAGAGUGCAAAUUCAGACUUACGGUAAACAUAAUAUCUGUUUCUUUCUUGUUUUUUUUUUAUUUGUAAGGUUCUCUUUUUGAAGGCGCGUACACACAUGCACUCGCAUGUACACACGGUCAAUCCCAUUUUAACAAUAAAAUAGAUAGAACUGGGAUAUUUCUGAUGACUUGCGCCGUUCAAAUUCCAUUUAAAUAUAGUAUUUAGGAUUUCUGGGAAAUGUUUCUAAAAUUUCGUCCGGUUAAAAGGAAUUUGAAAAGUAAAACAUACCGAUGGGCUGUUAGAUUAAAAAAUAAUGCUCAUCAUUUUUGUAAACAAGUACUGAGGUCAAGGGGAUAAAGGUCAUCGACAUCCGUUUUCACCAAGCAUCGGUUGAUGUGUUCGUGUUCUACCUGACGCAAAUGUCGAUGAAACCAUUUUUCCCUUCUUGACUUCACUUGCCCAUCAUAUUUUCAGCACACGCUCGCUUGUCAUUUAGACAAAUACCUAUUCGGCCCUUUCUUGAGAACAUCUGAGAUGCACAAGUUAUCUGCCAUCGGUAACUGUUUUUUCUGACUUUUAACAUGAAGAAAAACUUAUUUUUUUACCGAAUUAUUAUGAUGUCAGGUUCAUAAUGUGGAGAGAAAAGCAGUGUUGUUUACUAUUUUCAGGGUUUUACAAGCAGUAGUGCAUCACAAGCAGUAGUGCAUCUCAGUAUAUACAGACCAUACCUACAUGUUAUGGACAUACAUAGUACAGCAAUGUUGUGAAUAGUAAUGCUAAAAUUAUCAUUGUAUGCAGAAGAGGGAGCUGUUCUGAACAUAAUAAUUUAUGUAUUGGGUGUUGUUUAGGGUCUAGGCUUUUUUUAAGUGGCACCGAGCCUUUGUUUUGUGUUUACAUGGAACACCAGCGGUCUGCAUGCAACAGUUCGUCUUUGUCCCUUGCUGAACGUGAGUUUUUUUACGAUUGCUUUUCCUCAGUUCACAGACAUUCAAUUUAUAUACUUGAUCGAAUUUUUGUGAUAUUCUUUUGUUAAUAUCUCUUAUACUGAAAAUACCUCAAAUUCUUUCAUUCUGUAUUUUAAGAUAUAUAUAUAAAGAUGUACAUUUUUCGAAGUUAUUUCUGCACUGGUGCAAGACGCAUUCUUACCUCAUGUCCAGGUCAUACCUUUGUAUAUACAAUUGCUAGUAAUGUCUCAACAUUUGUGAAACACACUGAGAGAGCGGGUAGCUUCGAUAGCCUGGCUUCUCUCUGCUAGUUCAUACCUUGCUCACUGUUGUUCGAGCCUGUAGCUACAUCACAUCUGUAGCAUGACUGGUGCCAGACCACUUGGCUUAUUUACAUUCGCAAAGCACAUUGAGAAUGAAACCAUUUGACAUCGUCCCGUUUAAAUAUUUGAAUGUCCUUGGUGUGUAAUAGUGUUAGAUAUAGUGCGGGAGAAUCUGAUAGUGGUAAUUUAUUGUGGGAUACAGUAUGAAUUCUGUCUUCGUGCAGAAAAAUGCGCUUGUAUACAGCACAUCAUAGAACACUCCUCAGACAUACCUAUUCCUGUUUACCUCACCUGUAUAGACUUCUUUGUGCCUCAUUUGUAUACGAAAAUAUAGGUCAAAUACCUGACAAUAGUCAAAGACAUUCGCACAAAUAAAAUGUGCUAAUACAGAUAAAAUCAAGUUUUUUAUCAACAGCUGCUAAGUAAUCGAACAUCCAGUAACGAAUGCUCAGUUUAUUGUUUAUGGUCUCCGAGAGUCUAACCAUUUCUGAAAAUGUUCAGUUAUUUACUAAGUUUUUGUGACAGUAGUUUACUAACUUGAAAAUACUGCUAUUCAUCGUGUUAUCUGUACGAGAUGCAAAUCAGAAGAUAAAGCAGUAUAUUACAAUGGUCCAUUGGUAGGUAGCAUGCAGUUUAUGUAAAUAUGUGGCACACCUCUGUCCAAAGUGAUGCGAUGCGCAUUUUGUCUCGGAGGACUCAUGGAUGACCAUUACCAUCAGGUUCCACACUACUUUCACUUUAUGCCUGUUGGUGCGCUUGUUUUAUGUGGAAAACUCCCAAAAUGUGAGUAGAAAGUCUCUGCGAUGGCUUAUGUGCACGAGAGAGAGAAUUUCUGCGACACAGUUUGUAUUCAAGUUGUUACCUAGGCAGCGCGUGUGUUAGACUGAGAUACACACCUAGAGCCAGGUGUUAGACCAGCUACACGGCGAGCAUCGAACCUGAGACCUUCUGCUACUAAUUGGAGCGCACUAGCUUUCUUGUAGUUGUAUAGCAGUAGGUCCAGCCUCCAUCUUCAUCAGAAAGAAUACCAGCGAGAAUCACUUGAUAAUUGCGCUCGAUGAAUGUGGAAACCAAAAGAUCAAAAUUAAUUAAAUAGCAGGAAAGAUUUACCAAUC